AGGCUCCCCCCAGAUUUGGAGUAAACAACACUACAGAAAGAAGAUGACCCACUGGUUUCAUCGCAACCCUUUGAAGGCUACAGCUCCCGUUUCAUUCAAUUUUUAUGGGGUAGCUACCACUCCAGCUGCAACAAAGGUUUGCAAUGAUUUAAGGUUAUCUCGAACACGACUGUUGGAGAUGUUUACAGACGUGAGUUGUAAUCCAGAAAUGAUGAAGAAUGCAACUGACUUGUACUUUUCCCUCUUGCAAGGUUUUAUCCUUUUACUGGAUGACUCCUCCCAAGAAUGCAAGUUGCGAUACAUUCAGAAUUUCAAGUGGACAGACACAUUACAAGGACAAGUUCCAAGUGCCCAGCAGGAUGCAGUGUUUGAACUGGUUUCCAUGGGAUUCAAUGUAGCUCUGUGGUACACAAAAUAUGCAUCAAGACUCGCUGGAAAAGAAGAUAUAACAGAAGAUGAAGCAAAAGAUGUUCACAGAAGCCUGAAGAUAGCAGCUGGGAUUUUUAAACACUUGAAGGAAAGUCAUAUUCCAAAGUUGAUUACACCUGUAGAAAAGGGAAGAGAUUUAGAAGCUCGACUUAUAGACUCUUACAUCAUACAGUGCCAAGCUGAAGCUCAAGAAGUGACAAUUGCUCGGGCUAUUGAGCUGAAACACAAUCCAGGACUAAUAGCGGCUCUUGCUUAUGAAACAGCUAACUUCUACCAAAAAGCUGAUCAAACAUUAUCCAGUUUGGAUCCAACCUAUGCAGGUAAAUGGAGGAAGUACCUAAACUUGAAGACCUGUUUCUAUAUGGCCUAUGCAUACUGUUACCAUGGUCAGACUUUACUGGCGAGUGAUAAAUGUGGGGAAGCAAUCAGAUCUCUGCAGGAAUCAGAAAAAUUUUUUGCCAAGGCUGAAGCACUGUGCAAAGAAUAUGGAGAAACCAAAGGGCCUGGGACUACUGCCAAACCUUCUGGACAUCUCUUCUUUAGGAAAUUAGGAAGUUUGAUUAAGAACACACUAGAAAAAUGCCAGAGAGAGAAUGGAUUCAUCUAUUUCCAGAAGGUGCCAGCAGAGGCUCCCCAGCUGGAACUGAAAGCAAACUAUGGCUUAGUAGAGCCUAUUCCUUUUGAAUUUCCUGCCUUGAACGCACACUGGACUCCUGAAACGCUGGCAGCAUUUGAUCUCACCAAGAGGCCAAAGGAUGACACUGCUAAACCAAAACCAGAUGAAGAAGUAAAACCUCUGAAGGAACCAGAUAUAAAGCCUCAAAAAGACAGUGGAUGCCAGAUUUCUUAAGUGCCCCAAGUGCUUUGAAUUCACUUUAAAACUGUAUUAAUUGGGGCUUUAGUUCUGAUCUCCUUUUUUCUGAUUCUUCUUUUUUAAUUUAGAAGACUAAUUUAAUUUCCUUUUGUUAAUAUGUAUCUAUCUUGCUCGAGAAUGUGGUGGAUUUCUAGGAGUUUAUUUAUAUCUGACUUAUUUUUGGUUUUAGUGGGAUAUCAUAGAAUGAGUGGGCUUGAAUGUUCCUAUUGUGCCUCUAGAGAGAUUCUUAUUGUGGGUUUAGUUUCUACCCACAAAUAGCAAAGGAAGUAUCAUGAUUGUAACACUUGAGGAUUUUUCCAUUAAAUUAUAUGCUAUAUAACGUCAAAUUCUGCAAACAAAAGUUUGCAUGAAUGGUUAUAUUUAUUCAGGUAUUGUCAUUCAGGCUUAACACCUUGUCAUGUUCCGAUUCACUUAAUUGUAGUGAGUGAAGAAAAUCGGGAUUUGGUUUGUAACACUCCUAUGGUAUUUUACAGGACUUUCAUAGAACUUGGAAAACCUUAAGUUCUGCAUAGCUGGAGCACAGUUUAUAUUCUUCUGAAAUAAUUAGCCACUGAUUUUUCCUUUAUAGAUUAGGGUUCUUGUAUCAGGAUUUGUAGUAAGGUACUUUAGCUUGUCUGUCCUUAAAUUAAAAUCUUUCAUAUCAAAGUGUAUGUGGAAGUGAUGCAGCAAGUAAUAUGAAAGUGCUUAAAAGUAAUGCAUCACGGUGUCAUUCACUCCAAGUUCUUGAAUCUUGAAAGAUUUGGUAAGUUUGAAAGCUGCAGGCAGUUAAAAUCUUCUGGCACUAGAAAAGCUCCAUUUGAAUUCAUGAAGUUGUCAUGCAUAAGGUAAUAGAAUUGUAACUAAGAUGCUGUGUUUCCAUCUGGGAAGUGUCUAUAAGAAGCUGUUAGGAGAACAGAUAGGAAAGAUGAGCUGGAGAGCUGAUGGCACAAAUGGGAAACCAAGCUCUAGAUUUCCUUUAUGCCAUCUGUAAACAGUGCUAUUUCUCAGUUUUUGCAGUACUGCACUGAAAUCAGCUCCUUAUGGAGAGAACUUGGCAAAAACCAAGCCCAGUCAAGACUGAGAAAGAAAGUAUUUUGUAGAACUAGCUUCUUCCAUUUUUGCCUACUGUGGAAAAUGUGGUAACAUUCUUUAGUGCUGAGCACUCCAAAACACCGGUGUCAACAAAAACAUAGCUCUCUGAUUUGCUGCAAAUGCAAAAGAAUAUGAUGCCUGUGUUGAAGUGAUGGCCUUGCAAUCUCUGGGUACCAGUUGCUGCACUUCACUUUACCUGAGAAAGAAACGGAACAGCCUGAAAAUGUUCCCGUUUCAACAAAACAUGAUGGCGUAUGCGCUUAUCUUGAUGUAUACUGUAAACACAUUCCUCGCUUUGUACCGUUUGGAUCGGUUCAUCUUCCAAUGUGGUGUAAUUCAGUGCUUCUGUUUGAAAUCUUUCAUGGGACUUAGAGUAACUUAGCUUAGAAGGCAGGUUUGUAGCUCCUUGAAGGUCUGUGGAAUAAAAGCUGUUGAGGAGAUUAAUAGGAAACUCGAGACACUUCCUGAGAUACUGGACCAAACUACAGAAUUCAUUGCUGUAAAAGACAAAGAGGAUCUUAAUGUUGGCUGUCGUGGGUGAAUCAGAUGCAGAACUUAUUGCGUGCAGUGAUGGAUUUUUCUUUCAGCCAGUUCUCCACACAAAAAUAAGUGUAAAAUCAGCUGAAUUGCUUUGGAAGAAGUUUCUGUUCUGCAAGGGUGUAGGUAGGUAGAGGAUAAUAAGUAUCAAGAAGAAUUUGUAUCUAAACCAGGUCCGUUUCUUCUGAUGCUGCGCAGGGUCCUGGGGUAUGUUUUAUGAAGAGUUACUCAGAUCUGUUCAUAACUCGAUCAGCUGACUAUUUAGACUUCUUGCAUUAAAAGACCAACUUAGGUUUUGCCAGAAUGGAGUGUGGAGCUACUUUGCCUAUGCAGAUUUUAAUUCUCCUAAAAACUUAUUACAGCUGUAGUCAUCUACAUUUGCUUAGCCUACCCCCUUUAAGGAUCAAGAUGCAGUUAACUCAGUUUCAUAAUCAUGAUUUUUUAGUUACUCAUUGUUUUUCAGAUGCCUGUGUGUGUUAAUACGUACAUGUCUCAACCUAAUUAAUUUUCUUUCUGUGCAGACUAGAUUCCAUUUCCCUCCUCCCCUCGUUUUUCCCUUCCAUCUGCUGCAGAUUGUGGCACAGACUUAACCCUUGUUUGCUAAUGCAUGUGUAGGUGCCGGGACUCAUUUCCAAUGAGGCUUUUGCCCAUGGGUGUAUUUCAGUAUAUGAAUAUCUUAAAAUAAAAUGAACAGAUCAUGACUAAAUCAUUCCCAAACAACUUCUUAGGAAAGAUUAUUUUAUGGACUUGCAAUUCUUAAUUCUUUGGAUACUUUCUUCAAACCAAGCGGUUUGUUUGAAUCAAGUUCACUGUAAAUAGUUUGGGGCAUAACCAAGUGGAUUGUGUCAGAUUAUGGCAUUACUUAAGCCUAGCUGUGUAACCUCUUAUGCCAUAGCUGUUUCAGUAAAUAUGAUGUAGUAGUUUAAAAAUAGACUAAUGGAACAAACUAAUUCACUUAACAUGUGUUGCUUUUCAAGACAAACUUUGUUUACUCGUAGUUAAAAUCCUAUGGCAAACAUUGGAUAGCUUUGCCCCAAAGUAAGAAACUGGAGACUGUUUAGUUUGCAAAGUAUAGAGAGCUGUGAGUCAACGAGCAGUUUUCUCUUUGGUUUUGUUGGGUAGUAGCAAGAAUUAUUGUAAAUAAUAUGUAGAUUAACUGUCCAAUAAGCAUAAGAAUAUGGGUGAAUUGACUGGGAGUUUCAGUUAAUCUGGAAACCUAGCAGCCAUGUUCCUUCUAUUAUGAUUUCCUUUAGUAAUUUUUUAGAAUGAAGUAUUUUGAAUGGUGACUUUUUAAUACUCUAAUGCUGCAAGAGCCUGUUUUUGUGGCCUCUCUCUGGUUUUAGAGGCUCUCAUGGCUAAACCUGCAAAUCUUGUUUGUGUAAAUAGUCUGUAAAAAUUUGUGCCCAGUCUAAACUAGGACAAAACUGCAGCUAAAUAAAAUACAGAGUGCUGGGCCCUCUAUUUUGUGCUUUUAAAAAUGCAGUGAUUGUCUUUAAUCUACUCUAAAACAAACCAUUAAGCUCUUUGUAAGAUUUCUAUUUAAAUACCUUCCUCCAUGUACUUAAAUACACUUCUUCCAUGUUUCGUGUUCCUGGGUUUACAGUAGUUAAUCCCCAUCCAGCAUGCGACACUCCUAGAACAGAGGGACUCCAUUUGGCCCUUGGAUGCUGAUGUCUGCCUCCCACUGGAUUCGGUAGAGGAGUUUUGGCUGUCAGCAAGUGACAUUUGGUCACUAAAUGUUCAGCAUGAAUAUGUGGUGCGUCUGUAAUGAUGGUAUUGGUUCAUAGUAUAAGCAAGAAACCAGAUCCCUUUUUCUGUGUAGAAUAUAGCCAACUUUGCACUUUAGAAAUUUCUGAUCUUGCCAUUUUGUUACAAUACAAUAUGGUUGUAAAUACUCCUUCUGGUCAUUUUAAUUUUGUUGCACUGAUUUCGGUACUGUGCUAUUGGUAAGAUUUUUAUGGGAAACAUUACUAAAAUGUAUUUUUAAUUGUCUGUGUAUAAAAUGAACUCAUGAAGCAUAUCUCUACCUUUAGUAUUGGGGGGACAUGAGAGGAGGCAGUAAUUCAUCUGCUUUCCAUGUCAAUUCAGAGAAAUGAAAAGUUUCUGUCUGUUGGCUGUUUCAUCCCAUCCCUGCACUCUGUAUCUAAACUGAAGUUUCAGCAUUAACAUAAAUCCUAGGUUGGUUUUUUCCCCCCCCCCAACUGGCCCAGUUGAAUGAGAAAUAAAGCACAGCAAGUAUAACUGGCAUGGAAAAGCCCCUGUAGUGGGCACCUGUCUCCAGAUUCUGAGUGCAGCAUAAUGGCCUUUCCACAACAACCAUUGGAUUCGCUCGGAUCUUUCCCCGCUGGUGACGCGUUCAAAUUCAACAAAUAUCGCAUGGUAACUGAGGAGGCCCUUGAUCAGCUUUUUACGUAGGAAGCCCUACCUCCUUUGGUGUUGGUGCCUUCUUGGAUUACAACCUUCUUGAAGCCAUCCUGUACUCUGAAUAAUCAAACUUCACUGGAGUCAACUCUGAUGAGAUUGACCGAGCAGCCUUAUUUUUUGAAGACAGUCACCACGCCAUCUUAAGCUUCAUAGUUUGAAAAUUUGUAUAUAACCACAAGUUUCAGAGUAUCAUUUAAAAUAAACGAUGUU
This is a messenger RNA of Gavia stellata (red-throated loon), 5545 nucleotides long. It is a transcript of the gene BROX, whose product is annotated as BRO1 domain and CAAX motif containing. The transcript has 13 exons. The record is from RefSeq and is a predicted model, not a curated record. Bases 44 to 1279 code for a protein of 411 amino acids. Lineage: Eukaryota; Metazoa; Chordata; Aves; Gaviiformes; Gaviidae.